GUAUUUGAGCAGGGAAACAUAAUAAAACAAAAGCUGUACAGUACCUGUUCGGAUUGCUUUGCUCACCUGUCACUCAAGUUUAUCGUCACGCCUCUUUAGUUUGCGGGUUAAUCUUCAUGCAACUUCACUGCGCGCAAUCGAGAUAACACGAGCUACCAGCAUUUCACGCGGAACUCACAAUGUGAGGAUACGGGAAAUAAAACAACAUGCGAAGACUUCAAGCGCAUAUCUCACUUUAGUUGAGAAGAGUGACUGCGUCUUUGGCCAUUUGAUAUUGAUGUACUUCGAGAGACGUGCUCUUACUUCACUCCAAACUAUUUGAAUGGACCUAAAAACGCACAAUGCAGCCAUCAGCCAAGGGACUCUGAUUCUCACGGUCCCCGGAGAGCCGUGAGAACGCACGUCCGCCGCCCUCGCCGCGGACUAAAGCGCACUGCGCACACGGGACAUCUGGCGAGCUUUUACGCACAGAGGUGAAGCGCGACAGCGGCGCGCAGCAUCCACUGCACAUGCACAGACGCGCAAAUAAACUCUCAUCCCUGCGAAUAAUGCUCUUUUCUAGCGUUAUUUAACGAAAUUGUGACAUUUUAUGUCACCACCGGAUUGGGCGCAACUGCGAGUUCCUCAAAUUUGCGACAUGGCGAAAGCGAUAUAAGACUGUAGACCAAAUAAAAUCAUAACAGGCGAUCUUUAAUCGGUCAGCAUGGAGGAUACUUUGAAUAACCGUGAAUGCACCAACCUGAGCGUGCUAAACUGGGAGCAGGUAAGGCGUCUGGACGCCAUCCUCACCGAAUACAUCCCCAUUCACGGCAAGUGGAACUUCCCCACUUUGGAGAUGAAGCCUCGGGAUAUCGUCAAAGCGGUGCGGUGUCGUAUGGAAGAGCGUCAGAUUCACGUCCGCGAGGUCCGGUUGAACGGUUCCGCGGCCAGUCACGUUCUCCAUGAGGACAGCGGGUUGGGCUACAAGGACCUGGACCUCAUCUUUUGCGCAGAUCUAAAAGGAGAAGUAGAGUUUCAGACCGUCAAAGAUAUCGUUCUGGAUUCACUCCUGGAUUUCUUACCUGAAGGCGUAAAUAAAGAGAAAAUAACUCCACUGACUUUAAAGGAGGCAUAUGUGCAGAAGAUGGUAAAAGUAUGCAACGACUCCGACCGCUGGAGUUUAAUCUCCCUAUCUAACAACAGCGGGAAGAACGUGGAGCUCAAGUUUGUCGAUUCCCUCCGGCGUCAGUUCGAGUUCAGCGUGGACUCCUUCCAGAUCCACCUGGACUCUCUCCUGUUUUUCUACGAGUGCUCCGAGAACCCCAUGGCCGAGACCUUUCACCCCUCCGUCGUUGGAGAGAGCGUUUACGGCGACUUCACCGUCGCCCUGGACCACCUGCAAAGGAAACAGAUCUGCACCCGGAAUCCCGAGGAGAUCCGCGGCGGAGGAUUGCUGAAGUACUGCCACCUGCUGGUGCGGGGUUUCCGCGCUGCUUCGGAAAGCGAGAUGAAGCUUCUGGAGCGCUACAUGUGCUCUCGGUUCUUCAUCGACUUCUCGGACGUGGCGGAACAGAGACGCAAACUCGAGUCUUAUCUGCAGAAUCAUUUCGUCGGACUGGAGGACCGCAAAUACGAGUAUCUGACCACGCUCCACAGCGUCGUCAAUGAAAGUACGGUGUGCCUGAUGGGCCAUGAAAGACGCCAGGCGCUGAGUCUCAUCACCAUGUUGGCGGUGCGCGUGCUGGCGGAACAGAACGUUAUUCCAAACGUGGCAAACGUUACCUGCUUUUACCAGCCUGCGCCGUACAUCGCCGACGGCAACUUUAACAAUUAUUACAUUGCUCAAGUGCAGCCGGUCUACGCCUGUCAGCCCACGCACACCUUCUCACCGUGGCUGCCCUGCAACUAGCACAUUUUCAGA
Messenger RNA from Triplophysa rosa, 1900 nucleotides. It is a transcript of the gene tent5ab, whose product is annotated as terminal nucleotidyltransferase 5Ab. The transcript has 3 exons. Bases 704 to 1888 code for a protein of 394 amino acids. NCBI's taxonomy places the organism in Eukaryota, Metazoa, Chordata, Actinopteri, Cypriniformes, Nemacheilidae. Gene Ontology annotation, biological process: mRNA stabilization. The record is from RefSeq and is a predicted model, not a curated record. Gene Ontology annotation, molecular function: poly(A) RNA polymerase activity; RNA binding.